Trypanosoma cruzi is the source of this 2574-nucleotide messenger RNA. RefSeq lists its product as uncharacterized. Gene Ontology annotation, molecular function: protein binding. Gene Ontology annotation, biological process: protein transport to vacuole involved in ubiquitin-dependent protein catabolic process via the multivesicular body sorting pathway. The transcript has a single exon. NCBI's taxonomy places the organism in Eukaryota, Euglenozoa, Kinetoplastea, Trypanosomatida, Trypanosomatidae. The record is from RefSeq and is a predicted model, not a curated record. Bases 1 to 2574 code for a protein of 857 amino acids. Gene Ontology annotation, cellular component: endosome.
AUGGCUGCGCUUGUGCACCUGCCAGACCAAUUCGUCACACUGCCCUUCCGACGUGGAAAAGACGAAGUGCCGGAUUGGGAAUUGUGUCUUAAAUUCAUCAGCGUGAAUCACUCAAGCAACAACACAAGUGCCGUUGAGGCGACGUUGAAGCGGAUGAAUACCCUUCACAAAACAAUCGUGCAGACUUUUCGCACAGAUACCAAAGCCCCACCAACUGAAACGUUCAUUGAGCAUACAUUAAAGCCAUAUUGUCAGCUUGUGGCGAUGGCGCAGGCGCAUCUUCCGUUGCAUGGGGCGCAAGUGCAUAAGAACAUGACUUUUGUGUGGCGGGAUAGUUUUGAUGAUAAUCAGAAGAACGAAUCAAUGAAUGGCAAUCUUGAAUUGAUUAGUUGCAUCUAUAACCUCGCCGCAUCCUGGGCAUACGUUGGGGCACAUCAAGCGCAGACCGGGACGGUGGGAGAUGUAAAGAGUGCCUUCAAGAGUUUUCAGAAUGCGGCAGGGUACUAUGAAAUGGUGGAAAAUCUUCUGAAGCGACUUCCACCAGAGCAUAUCAAGGGCGACUUAACGUCGGAAGCACUGAAUUUGCUUCGUCGAAUGUGUCUUGUGAUGGCGCAUCAUUCCGCGUACCUGAAGGCAGAAAAUGACAUGAAGGGAAAUCAUUCCAUGCUGGCCAAAAUUGCGCGGGAAGGUGGAAGGCAGUAUGAGGAGGUGGCAAGUUCCAUUAAAUCAAGUGCGUGGUAUACAGGGAGCAAACGGAAUUCUUCAGUGGUACUUAUUGAACAGUUGUUUUCAACGAUGGGGACGGUGUUUUAUGCGCGUUCUCAUCUGCAUCUUGCCACAUCGAUGGCCGAUACAGAAUGCAUUGGCACCGCAAUCGCACAUUUUGAGAAGGCGAAGAGCUAUUUGACGGACAUACCAAAAUUAUCCACAAAUGAGCUCCGCAACUGGAUCAACGGCAUCAUUGCCAAUGUAAACAAGGAGCAUGAGAAGGCAAUUGCAGCAAAUGAGUCGGUAUACUUUAUGCGCGUGCCGAAGGAAGUGGAGGCACCGAGUGGUCUUCCUCGUCCUCUUGGAAAGGCCACAGAACACCCGGGUUUUACGACUUUCCAGUCAAAGCGUGGUGAAGACCCAUUUUUUGGCAUUGUUCCGGCGCAUAUUGCUUCCAUCGCCUCAAAAUGGCGUGAAAAGGAACGUAAUCUCGUCUCUGUUUGUUAUAAAUCCUGCGUAUCCACGCGUAAUAAGCUCAACGAACGAUGGCAAGCGCUUGGUGUGACAGCGAUAAUUGAGAUUUUGUCGGGUGAAUCCAAGAGCCGUGGACAAGUUCCAAGGCAGCUUCGUGAGAAGAUUCAAUCCCUUCACAAGAGUGAUGAAGGCAUGACAGUAAGUCUUGUGGAAUCGUUGGUAUCCAGUGUGAAAACAUGUGAAGAACUUUGGGUUGCUGCCAGGGGGAAAUUGGAGCAGGUGAAUUCAGAACUGGAGGCGGAACGCAAGGAAGAUGAGGCCUAUGUGACUGCAUAUGGAGAGCGCAUGUGGCGCAGCGUGCGUCGUCCUUCAAAUGAAGUUGCAGAGUACAUUUCUAUUAGGGCAGCACUUCAGGAGCAUGAGAAGGGGAUUCAGCAAUGGUUUGUGGAUCCAUUCACAAAGGCCAAAACGUUGCUGGAGGGAAGCCUCCGCAAUCUUGCGCGACUGGACUGGCCAAUGGCAGACUUGGAUGCCCUUAUGCCGUUUGUGGAAACAAAAGAGGCCCGAAAACAGAGUGAAAGGGUUCUUGAGCAAUUGGAGGUGCUUAAGAAUUUGACUAAACGUAAACGUACAACAGAAGAAACGCAGGACCUUCGACUGCGAGAAUUGAAUGAACUUAUUGAGUCAGAUGAUGUGACGUUUGGUCUUUCAGCUGUAGAGGCUAGUCAGCGCAGUGCUGUCUUGGAUGGGGCGGCCCAAAAAAUCAGUGAUGCCAUCGAGCGUGCCAAUGAGACAAUGAGAGAGGAAGAACAAAUCAUGGCAGAGGUGGAGCAGGUUGUGAACAGUAUUGGUGUUCUUCAGAGCUCAGAUCCCAUGGUGGCGGAAGUACAGAAGGUGUGUAAUGGAUUGGAGAACGCCUGCUCUGUUUACACGGACCUCCGUCAGGAGUUUAGGGACAUCAUGCGAUACGCGUCCUCCAUGUUGGACGGGCUGGAGUCUACCCUUUCCAGUGCCAGGUCCCUCACGGUGUGUCGCAAGUUGGAGGCGGAAAGUCUACGGGCGACGCUCGACGCACAAAUUGCGCAAAAGAUUUCGGAGAUGCAACAAAGUAAAGAAAGCAUGGAUGCCAUUAAUGAGUCACGGCGGCGUCAAGAUGAACUCCGUGGUCAGAUUGCAUUACUCGAACAGCAACAACAACAGUCUGAACCACAACGAGCGGAACGCAUGGCGGAAAUAUUGCGUCGGCAGCGCGAAAUGGCGGCAGCCUUUGACGCUCCUCCAUCUGCACCACCAUCGGAUUCUGCGGGUGUGGACGCACCGCCCAGCUACGAUUCGGUCAUGGGUGGACCCCGUUAUUCACCACCUCCACCUCCGUAUUAUAAUCCCUUGUAA